UUGUGAGAUCUAUUUGCCCGUUUCGAAGGUUCUCCCCCCAAACUCACACAUUCAGUCUUACAAUUCCAGGGUUCGCGUUUCAGUCUGCGAACUGCCUAACCUCCCAAGAAAGAAAAGACAGAGAGAGGGAGCGAGAGAGAGAGAGAGAGAGAAAGAGAGAGAGAAACCCUAUGGAAACAGCGCAAAAAACAGCGGACUUUUCUCUCCUGCGCCUCUCCUCUCCCUCUCUUAUGAGUUUUUGACGUGUUUUAGGGGGGUUCAGGGGCAGCUCGGAGCGCACAGACUGAGCCAUGACUCUGAGCUCGGAGAUGUCGGAUGCCUCCCUCCUUUCGGAAGAGACCGACAUCGACGUGGUCGGCGAGGGCGAGGACGGCGACGGCCACACGCGCUCCUACGUGGACGAGGUGGCGCAGAUGCGGGACGGCAUCCUCCUGGCCGGCUCUCCUCCUCCUCCAUGCCUACAGGACGGCUCCACCUCCACCUCCUCCUCCUCCAGGGAUGCCUUCAAGCCGGCGGGGAAGAACGCCCUGGUGAAGCCCCCUUACUCCUACAUCGCCUUAAUCACCAUGGCCAUCCUGCAGAGCCCCAAAAAGAGGCUGACGCUCAGCGAGAUCUGCGACUUCAUCAGCAACCGCUUCCCGUACUACAGGGAGAAGUUCCCGGCGUGGCAGAACUCCAUCCGGCAUAACUUGUCCCUGAACGACUGCUUCGUGAAGAUCCCGCGCGAGCCCGGGAACCCCGGAAAGGGCAACUACUGGACACUGGACCCGGAGUCGGCCGACAUGUUCGACAACGGGAGCUUUCUGAGGCGGAGGAAGCGCUUCAAGCGGCAGCAGACGCAGGACUUGCUGCGGGAGCCCAACGGCUUCAUCCCCGCGGCGGCGGCGGCGGCGGCGGCGGCAGCUGCGGCGUACGGGUACGGACCGUACGGCUGCGGAGGCUACGGCAUCCAGCUGCAGUCCUACCACACGCACUCCGCACUGUUCGCCUUCCAGCAGCAGCAGCAGCAACAGCAGCCCAGACAUUCCCACACGCACAUCCCGUCGCCGUCGCUGAUGCCCACCAGCACGGACCUUGCCCGGAGCAGAUUUUACCCGCAGCUCGGGUCCGCUCUGGGCUCCGUAUCCCCGGCGCAGAAAGCGAGCCCCCCGGCGCAGCAGCAGCAGCAGCAGCAGCAGCCGCCACAGCCGCAGCAGCGUUCUCCUUUCUCCAUAGAGAGCAUCAUCGGCGGGUCGCUGAGCCCUGCCAGGACUCCUCCUGUCAUUGUCCCGGUUUUACCGACCUCCCUGGGGCUCCCCAGCCAGCCGCAGUCCGUCCACCCGGAGGCCGUUUUAGUCGAAAACCUCCCGAACAGAAUUAUAGGAGGCACUAGCGCCUGUUAAAAAAAAAAAAAAACAAAAAAAAACGUCUUAAAACUGCAACAACAACAACAAAAAAAACUUAUCAAAAGCAGAAACAAACGCCCCCCUCCCCUCUUUGAAGGUAGGAUUAUUUUUGUACGUUUAUUUACAGCAGAAUGACGGACAUGCAGGAAAAACAAACACUAUUUGUGCCUAUAUUCAUGCUGAUUAUGAAACUAUAUAUUUAUGGUAUGGGGUUUUUAUUAUUAUUAUUAUUAUUAUUAUUUCAGUGAGAAUCAAAAGGAUUUUUUUGACCUCGAAUUUUCCUUGUACUUUAUCAAGACGUGAUCUGUUUCAGUCACUGUUGUUUUCUUUAGGAGCGUCUCAGGACAGGUUCUAAGUGAUCACAUGUUUAAAUUGUGUCAAACACAUAAUUUUUUUUAACAUAUAUUAUUAUUAAUAUUAUUAUUUUAUGAGCAAAUCAGAACAAGGUUUAAAGGUUUCGAUUUGAAAUUUGUAUUAAAGGAAGAAGAAGAAGAAAAGAAGAAAAGAACACGCAAGCAGCAAGGUCAUUUAUAAUUCUGUGCGAUGUGUUUUGAUUUGAGGUAAUGAAAGCAUUGUACUUUUUUUUGCCAAUUAUGGUGUAUCUGAGGUGUGAUAUUUUCUACACAGUUUGUUUAUUAAGAAGAAUAAAUUUCUCUUUUUGUUUUGCAACAGAAAAAAAAAAAAGACGAGACCAUAGCCUGUUUCGGAAAUCAAUUGAAUUGCUUUUGAGCUUUCUGGUGCGUUUAAGUGCAAAGUCAAAGUGCAGGAAUGACCACUUACAAGUGCGGUUACGCAGCCCCUGCAACGAGGAAGGGUCACGUCUGGCUGGCGAGCGUGUUUCAGCCUCUGUGCGUGCGUUCACAAAUGUAGGCUGAAACACGCUCGUCUCGGUGCCACCGCUGCACGUUUUGGAACAUGCGCAAACGGGCCUUGCGUGUCCAUCUGACCUCUCUCACACUCAUCCUCGUAAUUGCGGUGAGCGGACAGGAGGGUGUCAGCCGGGUGAGGCAGGGGAGCGAGGGGGUGCGGCUGUGUUCUCCCUGCCGCCGGGUCACAGAUUUACACAUCAUCAUGGCCACAAAAGAAAAAAAAAAAAUUGUAAUAAUAAUAAUAAUAAUGAUCCAAGAUAUGCUACCGUUUGACACACAACGAUAAGAAAAUUUAUUCGAAUUUGACGGUGAAUAAUCGUUCCUGAAAAGAAUUGUUUUAGAAGAUCAACAGCUAAAAAGAGUUUUAAGUAAGCUGAACGUUUUUAAUAUUAAUGACAUAACAAGCACAGUAAAAGAUCUCGUUUUUUAUAUCAUUUUUUCACAGAAUAAUUAGUCACACAUACUCUAGCUGUUUUCUUUUGAAACAUUUUAUAGUAUAAAAAUUAAUUAAAUGCUAGCAAUUAAGGUGAUUUGAAUUUGAAUCAACUAUGGUCAUUUCUGAGAAUGACGUGUAAUAUAUAUAUAUAUAUAUAUAUAUUCACGUCAUUUUAAGUAAAGCUGAAUGUUUUGAUCGGAAUUUAACUAAUGAUCCAAUUCUCGUUUAUCUUGUGUGGCACUCAGCAGAAAGAAGUUGCCUUGAUAUGCUUAUAUGGGUUGCAAAGUGAAGGAAUUUCUCGAAUUGUAGUAAAAAGUCAGAAUUCUGAUAAAAUUGAUUGGGAACCUUUUGUUGCUGUAACAAGUUUAGUAAAAACAGCUAUCGUUUUUAAAAACUCAAAUUCUUAGUCCAACAAAGAAAACGUCUCAAUCACAAGUCUAAGGACAGCAGGCUGCUUUUACUAAGCUACUGAUUCAAAGUAAAACCCAUGUAAACACUCCAGGCUCAUUGUUAUUUGCUGACCACCUGAGCCUAGCUAGCUAGCAGUUAAGCUAACAACUGAAACAGCUGUCUUGAGUUGGUCCAAUUUGUGAUUAAAAAAAUAAAAUUAAAAUAAGAAUCGAGUGAAGUCAUAAUUUAAAUGUCAUUGGAAGCUAAAUUCAAGUACUUACAGGCUCGAUAAAAUCUUAUUGAAUGUAUUCACAUUUUCAAAAUUCGAUUUUACAGUGCAACUUGCCCGUACAUUGCGUUUUGCGUUAGUGUUGUCGAUAAAUUAGGUAAAACUGAAGACGAACCUAAAUUGUCGAUGUAAAAACAACCUCUCUCAACUUUCACUAAGUUGCUUUAUUCGUAUAAAGAUUUUGACCUUACUGUUCUCUGUGUGUUCUCUCCUCACCGCACACCGAAUGUGAAUAGCUAACGGUUCAAUAAUUUAACAACUUCAGUUCACUUCAAAAAAAAAAAAAGAAAAAGAAAAAAGAAAGAAAGAAAGAAAAAAAUUAGGUAGGGUUGAAAACGUAAUAUUAAUUGAAAGUUGAACGUACAAACUUGUGAUUUUGCGGGAGUUCAAUUAUUUGAAUGUAUAAUAUUUCAGUGAUUCUUGAGAAGUGGGACAAAAUGGGUUUACAUUUUUCCACAUUUUUUUUAUUAUUCCUCAAGCUUAUGUAUACAAAUAUGACAAAAUAAUGUUUUGGAACUGUAAAGAUGCUAAGGUGCAAGCUCCCAGUUGCAACAUUUUUUUUUUAAAUUACAUUUUUAAUGGAUCUGACCCAGAACUUUGUCGUCACCAUCUGACAAAAAUAAAUAUACAAUUAUUUUUUUAAUGACUCUAUAAGUGAUAUUUUUACUCGGUUUUACAGACAAAUGCUUCUCUAGAAACAAAAGAAAUAUUUAAAACAAAGAAAACAACAUAAAGUCCAUCUGACAGAGUUGAUCGUGCAUGACGGAGUUGACACAGAACUGAAGGUGGUGACAAACUAGUGAGUAAAAAGAAAAGCUUGAUACAUGUGAAGUAAAGCCAUUUAUAUAAAAUACAUUAAAAUGAAUUAACUGCAGAUUUAAGUGAGAUUUGUCUACAGUAUCAAUGAAAGAGUCACACUGAAAGUUAAAAACUCUGACGGAGUUGCAGCUCAUCAGGUCAAUUAAAUCUUUACAGUUUACUAAAAUUAAGCAUUUAGUUCACAAAAUUUCAUCAAAGUUUUGUAAAUUGUCAGUUAUGGUGUUGACACAUCAUGGUUAUGACGAACAACUUAGGAAUAAAACGGAAGAGAAAAACUAAAGAAUAACAAGCUAACUAGAGCUGCUUAGCAAAGGAAGAGAGCGUCAGAGGUCAUGGGGUCCUCAGAAGUUCUGAUGCCCCCCAAUAAUGCCUGAUUUUUUAUUUAUUAAAUUUUUUACAUCUUUUAUGUCUGACGGUGUUGACAAAACUUGGGACAAAUUUCAAUUGAGUUGGAAAAUAUAUAAAAAUGAUUUUUAAUUCAAUUCAAUGAUACUUUUAUAUUUAUUUAUUUGAAUACUUAUACUUAAUUGUCAUGAUAUAUUAUCUUAGUAUCCCUUUGAUUGUUUUAAACUAUUAUAAUGUAUCGAGUCCUGCUUCAGGACAAGGGAUUUUAAAGACAACAUCCAUCUACUACAAUGUUUGAAAUAAAAAAUAUUCAGCAAACACCAGGAAAACAUACAUUGUUGUGCUCACAUGGCCCAGGUUAGUUUAGUUAGAUAUUUGAAAAAAAUAUAUUUUGUGUGUAUUUUAUUCAAAUUUUGUGCUUUAUCCAUAGGACCUGUUUUGCCCCUCUUCUCAAGAAUCACUGAUUUAAUAUUCUAGUAUGACGUCCAAUGACGUGCUAAAAUCCGUUUGAAAAUUGGGAUUAUUACUGGUGUGACGUGUUUUUUCAAUAACUUCAAAGCUCAUUCUUCAAUUGCAAAUCUGCCAGGGGAGCUGGGGGGCGAGACUGUUGACAUUUUGGCAGCAGCUUGAUUGGAGCGUAAAUGUGAGUGUUGGAAGUUAGAAUCCCUUCAAUCAGCUUGAUUUUUUAUUUUAUUUUAUUUUAUUAUAUUUUUGCAUUAUACUUCCAUUUGUUUCAGAUGUUUUCUGUCCCUUUGGAGUGUUCACUUGUGCGCUUUUAGCUGCAGAAAGAAGCCACACAAUUGCCUUAUUUUUACCCAUAAAAUCAAACCGUUUUUAAGCAUCUGAGAUAUAAGCAAGUAUACUUUGAGCUGAUGCAUGUGGUAGACUUUUUUUUGUUAAUUUUUAAUCACUCCACAUGGUUGCCUUAAAAAUAAAUAAAUAAAUAAAACUAUACAGCCUGAGCGCUUUCCGUGACUGGAUGUGUGCGCCCGCCGCCUGCGUGUGUCUGCCUGCGCUGAUCCAUAGAAACGUGAAGCGCGUAGUAGACGGCCAAAUUGGUACAGCGCUUAGAGCCAGUUCAGUGGGCCACGAGAGGACAGCUAUUGCGUGAUGAUGUAACACGCAACGAGAGACAGACGGGCACACAUACACACUGAUACAGAACACACACACACGCACACACUGGAGAGAGAGAGAGAGAGAGAGAGAGGCAGGAGAAAGAGAGAGAGAGAGAGUAAAGAACGAGGUCAGCUGAAGGCUUGUUUACAAAUAGCAGAAGUGAAAUAGAGACAAAAGCAAAAGUAAAUGCGGAAAUGAUAAAUCAUGUAACUAUUUCCGGAAUUUAUAUCUGGCAGAGCUGCACAGUGGCGCAGUUGGUAGCAAGAAGGUCCUUGGUUCGAUUCCCGGCCCGGAGUCUUUCUGCAGGGAGUUUGCAUGUUCUCCCUCUGCAUGCUUGGGUUCUCUCCGGGUUCUCUGGCUUCCUCCAGUACUCCCAAAAACACGACAGUUAGGUUAAUUGGUCUCUCUAAAUUCUCCCUACGUGUGUGUGUGUGUGUGUGUGUGUGUGUGUGUGU
Messenger RNA from Gambusia affinis (western mosquitofish), 6107 nucleotides. It is a transcript of the gene foxd1, whose product is annotated as forkhead box D1. Bases 291 to 1382 code for a protein of 363 amino acids. The record is from RefSeq and is a predicted model, not a curated record. Gene Ontology annotation, biological process: regulation of transcription by RNA polymerase II; cell differentiation; anatomical structure morphogenesis. Gene Ontology annotation, molecular function: RNA polymerase II cis-regulatory region sequence-specific DNA binding; DNA-binding transcription factor activity, RNA polymerase II-specific. Lineage: Eukaryota; Metazoa; Chordata; Actinopteri; Cyprinodontiformes; Poeciliidae. The transcript has a single exon.